This is a messenger RNA of Ambispora gerdemannii, 330 nucleotides long. The record is from the annotation of a GenBank genome assembly. NCBI's taxonomy places the organism in Eukaryota, Fungi, Glomeromycota, Glomeromycetes, Archaeosporales, Ambisporaceae.
AUGGCGGGAAGUGUGCUUACGGGCUGGCUGCGUUACAUAACGGCAACUUUGUUCACAAAUAUUGUGUACGACCCCAGUGAAUCGGACUGCAAGUAUAUCCUAGUGGACUUCGAGCACGGAGGCAAACCGGGAAAAGUACCUGGGGAUUCAUUGACUAGCUUGGGUGAUAAAUACACAACACGUUCUGAUAUUUACCAAUUUGGAAAGCUUUUAGAAGAAUAUUUAUUCUCUGUUGCUUUCUCACGACGAAAAAACUUUGCAACCAAGCUAAAGGAAAAAACAUCGAGUGCAAACCAAGCACUUCGCCUAACAUGGUUAAAUGAUGCAUAA